Mobula hypostoma (lesser devil ray) is the source of this 5601-nucleotide messenger RNA. It is a transcript of the gene dusp4, whose product is annotated as dual specificity phosphatase 4. The transcript has 4 exons. Gene Ontology annotation, molecular function: MAP kinase tyrosine/serine/threonine phosphatase activity; MAP kinase tyrosine phosphatase activity; protein tyrosine/threonine phosphatase activity. The record is from RefSeq and is a predicted model, not a curated record. Gene Ontology annotation, cellular component: cytoplasm; nucleus. NCBI's taxonomy places the organism in Eukaryota, Metazoa, Chordata, Chondrichthyes, Myliobatiformes, Myliobatidae. Bases 53 to 1156 code for a protein of 367 amino acids. Gene Ontology annotation, biological process: negative regulation of MAPK cascade; protein dephosphorylation; endoderm formation.
UACGGGCUUGUUGAUUUACAAGGCGAAGGCUGCGGGUAGUUGCGUCUUGAGGAUGGAGGUGUCGGAUGUAGAGUGCAGCCAGGUGAAGCGGUUACUGAGACAACACGGCCGUAAGUGCUUGCUCUUGGACUGCAGGUCGUUCCUGGCACACAGUGCCCACCACAUCAGCGGUUCUCUCAACGUCCGCUGUAACACCAUCGUAAAACGCAGAGCCAAGGGCUCCGUCACUCUACAACACAUCAUCCCGGCCGACGAGCCCCGCAGCCGGCUUCAAGCUGGCUUCUACUCCGCCCUCGUCCUAUACGACGAAAGGAGCCCUCAAUUUGACCUAGUCCGGCACGACAGCACCGUCAACACUGUCCUCAAUGCACUGUCGGCAGCCUUCUGCCCAACUCACAUCUACUUCCUAGCGGGAGGAUAUGAGAGAUUUUCUUCAGAAUAUCCCGAGUUCUGUGUGAAAGCAAAAAGUCCACCUGGAAUCUCAACAGUGUCCAUCAUCGAAUCACCUGAAACAAGCCUGAAUGCCUGUGGGACUCCACUGCAUGACCAGGGUGGUCCAGUGGAAAUUCUCCCUUUCCUUUAUCUCGGAAGUGCGCAUCAUGCUUCAAAAAGGGACACGCUCGACGCAAUGGGGAUUACUGCUCUCCUGAACGUCUCUUCCAACUGUCCAAACCAUUUUGAGGAUCAUUAUCAGUAUAAAUGCAUUCCAGUGGAGGACAACCAGAAAACAGACAUCAGUUUCUGGUUCAUGGAAGCAAUAGAGUACAUCGAUUCUGUUAAAAAUGUUGACGGCCGAAUUCUGGUCCACUGCCAAGCUGGGAUCUCAAGGUCAGCCACCAUUUGCCUUGCCUAUCUAAUGAUGAGGAAACGAGUUCGGCUGGAAGAGGCCUUUGAGUUUGUUAAGCAGAGACGGAGCAUAAUUUCACCCAAUUUUAGCUUCAUGGGACAGCUGCUACAGUUUGAGAGACAGAUCCUGGCCUCCUCCUGCUCUGCAAAAUCUGCCACUCCGUCAGGAGUUCUCAGAGAGCAGAAGAAGGCAUCAUCAACCCCGACCUCACAGUUCGUCUUCAGCUUUCCUGUGUCUGUCAGUGUUCACUCAACCCCAAAUAAUCUGAAUUACUUACCCAAUCCGAUCACCACAUCACCAAGUUACUGAAGGACUAGAAUUUGUCUACGUUUAACUGAACAUCCAAUCCAGUAGUGUGUUAAGCAAUCUGUCCACCUACCGUAGACGAUGGACAGUUUAAAUUGACCUAGAACUGAAACUAGCUAGUUUAACAUUUCGUGUCUGAACUGUUCAGUCUGGAAGGAUUUCUUUGCAAUAAGUUACAAUUCACUUUCGAAUAAACAGGAUGUUUGACUUUCUAAUGAACUAGUUUGUCACAGAGCCAUAGAAUACUACAGCACAGAAACAGGCUUUUUGGUCCGCCUAGUUUGUGGCCAAUCUGCCUAAUCCCAUCGACCUGCACCUGGACCGUAGCCAUCGAAUCCUCUCUCACCCAAAUUUCUCUUCAAUGUUGAAAUCGACCCCAUAUCCACCAUUUGCGCUCACAGUUUGUUCCACACUCUCACCACCCUCUGAGUGAAGAUGUUCCACCCUGCAUUGAGCAUUUCACCUUUCAGUCUUCAUCCAUGACCUCUAGUUGUCGUCUCACCCAACCUCAGUGGAAAAAGCCUGGUUGCAUUUACCUUAUCUAUACCCUUCACAAUUCUGUAUCGCUCUAUCAAAUCUCCCCUCAAUCUUCCACAUCCUAAGGAAUAAACUCCUAAUCUAUUCAACCUUUCCAAGGAUCCUCAAGUCCUGGCAACAUCCUUGUAAAUUUCCAACUUUAUUGAUAUCGUUCCUGUAGUUAGGUGACCAAAACUGCACACAUUACUCCAAAUUAGGCCUCACCAACGUCUUAUACAAUUUCAGCAGAUCGUCCCAUCUCCAGUACUCAAUACUUUGAUUCAUCAAGGCCAAUGUGCCAAAGGCUUUCUUUACAACCCUCUCCACCUGUGACACCGCUUUCAAGGAAUUAUGGAUUUGUAUUCCCAGACUGUCUGUUCUGCCACUUUCCUCAGUGUCCUACUGCUCACUGUGUUAGUUCCAUCUGUCAUUUUGCAGCCUAUUUUUCCAACUGGUCCAGAUCCCACUGCAAGCUUUGAUAGUCUUCCUCACUGUCCACUACAUCUCCAGUUUUGGUGUCAUCUGCAAAUUUACUAAUCCAGUUAACCACAUUAUCAUCCAGAUCAUUGACAUAGAUAACAAACAACAAUGGACCCAGCACCGAUCCUUGCGGAAUUCCACCUGUCACAGGCCUCUAGUCAGAGAGGCAACCAUCUACUACCACUCUUUGGCUUCUUCCAUGAAAGCAAUGUCUAAUCCCGUUUACUACCUCAUCUUGAAUGCCAUGUGACUGAAACAUUUUGACCAACCUCCCAUGUGGGACCUUGUCAAAGGCCUUGCUGAAGUCCAGGUAGACAACAUCUACUGCCUUGUCUUCAUCAACUUUCCUGGUAACUUCCUCGAAAAACUCUAUAAGAUUGGUUAGAUACAAAUAUCCACGCACAAAGUCAUGUUCACUAUUCCUAAUCAGUCCCUGGCUCUCCAAAUACUUAAAUAUCCGAUCCCUUAGAAUACUUUCCAGUAACUUUUCCACUAGUGAUGUCAGGUUCACUGGCCUAUAAUUUCUUGGCUUAUUCUUAGAGCUUUUCUUAAACAAUGAAAUAACAGUAGCCAUCCUCCAAUCCUCCAGCACCCCAUCCAUGGCUGAGGAUGUUUUAAACAUCUCUGCUUGGGCCACUGCAAUUUACUCUUAAUAUAUCUGUAGAAACUCUUACGAUUCUCCUUUACCUUGUCUGCUGAGGCGACCUCAUGUCUUCUCCCAGCCUUCCUGAUUUCCUUUUUAAGUGUUCUCUUGCAUUACUUAUACUCCUCAAGUACCUACCUGCCAUGCACCUCCUUUUUCUUAACCAGGGUCUCAAUAUUUCUCAAAAACCAAAGUUCCAUAAACCUGUUAUUCUUGCCUUUUAUUUCAACAGGAGCAUACAAACUCUACUCUCAAAAUUACCCUUUUGAAGGCCUCCCACUUACCAAGUACACCUUUGCCAGAAAACAACUUGUCCCAAUCCACACUUGCAAGAUCCUUUUUGAUACCAUCAAAAAUGGCCCUUCUCAAAUUAAGAAUCUUAAUUCGAGGACCAGACCUUUUCUUUUCCAUAAUUACCCUGAAACUAUUGGCAUUUUAAGACCAUAAAAUCUAGGGGCAGAAGUAGGCUAUUCAGCCCUUCCAGUCUGCUCUGCCACUUCAACAUGGCUAAUUAAUUAUCCCUCUCGAUCCUGAUUAUGAUCACUAGAUGUUAAGUGUUCCCCUAAACAAACUUUUUUCAUCUGCCCUGUCUCAUUCCCUAAUAGAUCUAGAUUUGCACUAUCUCUAGUUGGGACUUCUAUGUAUUGAUUAAGGAAACUUUCUUGAACACAUUUGAUAUACUCUUUCUCAUCCGGCCCUUUUACAGUAUGGAAGUCCCAAACAAUAUGUGCAAAGUUAAAAUCACCUAUUAUAACAACCUUUUGUCUCUUGCAGCAGUCUGCGAUCUCUGUAAAUUUACUGCUCUAAAUCCCACGGAUUGUUGGGUUAAUUAAUCUAUAGAUUAAUCCCAUUAACGUGGUCAUACUUUCCUUAUUCCUCAGUUCUACCCGUAAAGCCUCACUAAAUGAGCUCUUCAGUCUGUAUUGACUGAGCAGUGUCGUGACAUUUUCCCUGCCACCCCUCCCUCUCUAAUCCUUCCCACUCUAUCAUGUCUAAGCCAAAGGAACCCCAGAACACUGAGCUGCCAGUCCUGCCACCAAGUCUCACUACUGGCUACAAUGUCAUAAUUCCAAGUGCUGAUCCAUGCCCGAAGCUCAUCCACUUUUCUUACAAUACUCCUGCACUGAAAUAUACGCAGCUCAGAACAUUAGUGCCACCAUGCUCAACCUUUUGAAUCCUGACCUUGUCUGCAGGCUUUACAACAUCUUUCUCCACAACAACUUCACUAUCCGUGCUGGCAAUCUGGUUCCCAUCUCCCUGCAACUCUAGUUUAAACCCCUCCCCCUACACCCCAUGUAACACCAGCAAAGCCAACCCUUCAAUACAGAUCUCACUUUCCUUGGAGGAGAGCCCAAAGAUCCAAAAAUCUGAUUCCUUGCCUCCUGCUUAGUUACAUGUUAGACUGUAUGAUCUUUCUAUUUCUGGCGUCACUAAUUCGUGGCGUGGGUAGCAAUACUGCGAUCACAUCCCUGGUGGUUCUGUCCUUUAGCUUAACACCUAACUUGCUGAACUCCCUCUGCAGAACCUCGUCACCCCUCCUACCCAUAUCUUUGUUACCUACAUGGACUGCAACCUCUGGCUGUUCACCAUCCCUCUCAAGAAUGCUGCAGACUCAGUCUGAGAUGUCCCUGACUCUGGCACCUGGGAGGCAACAAACAUCUGGCAAUCUGUUUUUUUUUUGCCCACAGAGCCUCCUUUAUGUCCAACAAAUCCCCUAUCACUACAGCUUGCCUUUUCUCCGUCUUUCCUUUCUGAGCCAUAGAGCCAGACUCAGUGAAAGAGACUUGACCGCUGUGGCAUCCCUCUGCUAGGUCAUCCCCCUCCAGUAGUAUCCAAACUGGUAUACCUGCUACUGAGGGGAAUGGCCAAAGGGUACUCUGAACUGGCUGCCUAUCCCCUUUCCCCUCCUGACAGCCACCCGGGUACAUGUAUCCUGCACCUUGGGUGUAGCUACCUCCCUGUAUGUCCUGUGUAUCAACCCCUCAGCCUCCCAAAUGAUCCACAGUUCAUCCAGUUCCAGCUCCAACUCCUUAACGCACUCUGUUAGAAAUUGCAGCCAGAUACACUUCUUGCAGGUGAAGUUGUCAGGGACACUGGAGGUCCUCCUGCCUUCCAACGUCCCAUAAAAGGAGCAUUCCACUAUCCUGUCUGACACCCCCCCCACUCUAAAUGUGCAAUAAGGAGGAAAGAAACUAUAAAUAGUAACAAAAAUCUCUCCCAAACUUUGAUGAGCCAAAAGUUUGAACUCCCCACUCCAACACUGGCCCACUCACAUAAUGGCUGCUCCACUUAAGCCUAAUUUCUUGUUAUCGAUCCUUGCCAAGUGCCUAAUUAUGUGCAAGCCAAUGUUUAUCUCAUUAUUUAUAUUGCAACAACUGAUUAAUGCAAGAUUCCUUCUCUUCAAGCAAGUUACCAGAAUAGUUCUCCACAAUAAACUUCCAGAAGGCAUCUCUCUGCCAGUGUUAAAUCAUACUGGGACUUUAUUCUGGCUUUGUACAAAAAUCUGGAAUGGAUGAAUGAAAUACAACACUCACACCAUCUGAGUGGAAGACAACCUGCAAUCAACAAUUCACACCAAUCCCCUGCCAUGUGCCUGACUGAAGAAUCAUGCAAUGGACAGUUAGGAAACCCACAUCCUCACUUCUCUCUUGGUUUCCUUUCAUGGUUUACCCCCUUUCUGACCCAAUUAGACUGGGGCAGAGCAGAAAUCAAGGAGAGAAAAAAACACCAGCAUACAUUUACUUGUGUAUUUGAAGAUCUGUUGUGGAGAUCAUAGUUUUUGUGAAAUUAAUAAGAAGAUGUCUAAUGA